This is a messenger RNA of Vitis riparia (riverbank grape), 1041 nucleotides long. Its product is annotated as casparian strip membrane protein 2. The transcript has 3 exons. The record is from RefSeq and is a predicted model, not a curated record. NCBI's taxonomy places the organism in Eukaryota, Viridiplantae, Streptophyta, Magnoliopsida, Vitales, Vitaceae. The coding region runs from base 211 to 816 and encodes 201 amino acids.
UGGAGCAAGUUUGCAACAACUCCUCCCCCCACUGUAUAAUUAUGGUGUACAGGCACCUAACUUCCCAUAAUAUAACUACCCCAUUCACUUGUUUCAUUUUCUAUAUCCUUCAAUCUCCGGUCUCUAUAUAUAACACACUCUCAUCAGGGCUGUUCAUCACAAGCUCCUACUUUAAAAUUAACGGCAUCCAUCAAUACCUCUAAGGACAAAAUGAAGAGCACUGGUGAAGCAACAGCUAUCAACAUUGGGGAGACCAAGUCUGCUUCUGCUACUACCGUGGCCACCACAAAAGCUAUCAAACAUCCAAAAGCAGGAUUGAAGAGAGGUCUUGCCAUUUUCGACUUCAUUCUCCGGCUCUUUGCCAUUGGGGCUGCUUUGGCUGCCACUACCACUAUGGGCACUACUGACCAGACUCUCCCUUUCUUUACUCAGUUCUUCCAGUUCCAAGCUAGCUACGAUGAUCUUCCCGCUUUCUCGUUUUUCGUGAUUGCAAAUGCUAUAGCUAGUGGAUACCUAUUCCUGUCCUUGCCCUUUUCCAUAGUCUGCAUCGUUCGGCCGCAUGCCAUGGGAGCAAGGCUCCUCCUAGUCAUCUGUGACACUGUCAUGGUUGCUCUCACCGUAGCUGCUGCUGCCGCUGCUGCUGCCAUAGUCUACUUAGCUCAUAACGGGAAUUCAAACGCCAACUGGGUGGCCAUUUGUCAGCAAUUCGAUGACUUCUGCCAGAGUGUCAGUGGGGCCGUUGUGGCUUCCUUCAUUGCAGCAGUCCUCUUCAUGCUGAUGAUUGUCCUCUCAGCUUUCUCUCUUCGAAAGCAUUGAGAUUAUUUGACAAUGGACUAUUUUCUCAGAGCUGAAUCUGAUAUAUUACCAACCUAUAUAUAGUCUUUUAAUUUACACGUAAACUUCCCAUUAAACUUGUGAGUUUGGGUUGGGGGAUGUUGGUGAAUUGCAGUGUUGAAGCCAAUGUUAUGUUUAAGUUGGUUUGAUGUAUCUGGUGAAUGUAAUGAAUUUAAGUGGUUUAUCUGUUUCCCAGCAUUGGGUCUU